GUCUACACACCCUGACAGCACCCAAUAAACCCACCACUCCCAUUCAUCUCCACCCUUCCACCCACCUCCACCCCUCCCUCGUUCUCUCCCUCUCCGUCUCUCCUCUCUUGCCGACAAGCAGUGGGUGACUUAAAACAACAUACGAGAUUUGUGUUUGGUCGUCCUAGAGGAUUACUUUGUUGUUCCUUAACAUUUAUUUGACAUAAAAUAGUCUGACACAUUUUCAGUCUCUUCUGAAGGUCCUGCUUCUGAGAUCUAGUUGGUUUUCUCCGCAGGAGUUCCUUGAUGAGGUUUCAGCCAUCCACGCGUACUAGCACUUGAUCUCGGCGGGGAAAGCUGACGAAAGAAGGAUGGCCAUCCACGCCGAAGGUCUUGUGGCUAUCGUGAUUUUCUAUGUCAUGAUUCUGUUUGUGGGCAUCUGGGCAGCGUGGAAAAAUAAGAACUCCGGAGUGGUCGAAGGCGUUGACCGAAGCGAGAUCAUCAUGGUCGGAGGAAGGGACAUAGGAUUGUUUGUUGGAGGAUUCACAAUGACCGCCACUUGGGUGGGUGGGGGCUACAUCAAUGGGACAGCAGAAUAUGUCUACCUUCCAGACUAUGGCCUGGCUUGGGCACAGGCUCCGUUUGGUUAUGCUCUCAGCCUAGUAGUAGGUGGCCUUUUUUUUGCAAAGCCUAUGCGUUCCCGUGGCUACGUCACCAUGCUGGAUCCCUUCCAGCAGCUGUAUGGAGAAAGAAUGGGGGGGCUACUCUUCAUCCCCGCACUCAUGGGGGAAAUCUUCUGGUCUGCAGCCAUUUUAUCAGCCCUUGGUGCCACUCUGAGUGUGAUUGUGGACAUAGACAUCAACAUGUCAGUGGUGAUCUCAGCCCUGAUAGCUAUCUUUUACACACUCGUGGGAGGACUUUACUCUGUCGCAUACACAGAUGUGGUCCAGCUUUUCUGCAUCUUUCUGGGCUUGUGGAUCAGCGUGCCCUUUGCCCUGUCCAAUCCUGCCGUCACAGACAUCAGUUUUACAGCCAAGGAAGAAGUCUACCAGUCACCCUGGCUGGGGAAGAUUGAGCCUGAAGACAAAUGGCUCUGGGCAGACAACUUCUUUUUGCUGAUUUUGGGGGGGAUUCCCUGGCAGGUCUAUUUUCAACGGGUUCUCUCUGCCUCUUCAGCUACCUACGCCCAGGUCCUUUCCUUCCUCGCCGCCUUCGGCUGCUUGGUCAUGGCUGUCCCCUCUGUCCUCAUAGGAGCUAUAGGGGCCUCCACUGACUGGAACCAGACUUCUUAUGGCUCGCUCGCUCCAAAGGACAAGGAUCAAUCAGACAUGAUCCUUCCAAUCGUGCUUCAGCAUCUCUGCCCACCAUACAUCUCCUUCUUUGGUCUUGGGGCGGUGUCUGCUGCUGUCAUGUCAUCAGCCGACUCAUCCAUUCUUUCAGCUAGCUCCAUGUUUGCUCGGAACAUCUAUCAGCUCGCAUUUCGGCAGUCGGCCUCAGACAGGGAGAUUGUUUGGGUGAUGCGCAUCACAAUCUUUGUAUUCGGAGCUCUUGCCACCGCUAUGGCCUUGUUGACAGGAUCCGUGUAUGGCCUCUGGUACCUGAGCUCCGACUUGGUCUACGUCAUCAUCUUUCCCCAACUUCUCAGUGUUUUAUUCGUCAAGGGCACCAACACCUAUGGCUCUGUGGCUGGCUAUAUCUUUGGUCUCCUGCUACGCAUUGGUGGAGGGGAGCCUUACCUCAAGCUUCCUCCCUUCAUCUUCUUCCCUGGUUGGGUGAUGCAGAAGAGGAUCCAUCACCUCACCGGGGAUGUGGAGCAUUUUGUCCAGCAGAGGUUCCCUUUCAAGUCUGUUUCCAUGUUGGCCUCCUUCCUGGCCAAUGUGGCCUUUUCUUACCUGACAAAGUACCUAUUUGAAAGCGGCAUGUUAUCACACAAGUAUGACUUCCUGGAUGCUGUGGUGUCCAAGCAUAGCAAGGAGAUCAUGGACAAAACUACUUUGGUGGGCAACCAUGAUAACAUAAUUCUUUCAGAGAUGGCACCUGUCAACCAGACCUUGGGUGCGUCGCUCGCUGGGACAUUCAACAACGCUGAGAUCCUCAGUGAUGAUGGGGCUUUAAGUCCAGACUAGCCAACACGGGCACAAAGGAAAGUAGAACCAAGGAAAUUGGAGAAGAAGGAAUAAUCAGAGAGGCAUCCACAUUCUUCAGGAAACUUGUUACUGCCACACUGGAAGCCACAUCCACUGAAAUCGGUUGUGGGUUCCACGUGAUUCUACAAGUUUGUUUACUGCUGAUGGCAUGGUGCCUCCUUCCUUUUUAACAUCCUUUGCCUAGAACCAAGAGGUUGACUGUCAUCAGCUGUAUCAUACCACACUCAUUCAUUUUUUGUUUUGACUUUGAAUCUGUAACAGCUACAACCAUUUUCAUUUAGGUGCUGCUUCGUCGUUCAAAGGGACCUUCAGGCAAAAACAAUGAAAGCUUGAAUUUGUGCAGAUUUGCUGUGGGUCAUGAGAAUAGUGCAAUAUCUAACCAAGUGUUCAUGUCCGCAUAGCUGUGUGUCUGUGAUGAUGUACAUGCACUUAUGAUGACUGAUAUCAGGGGGAAUGCUCCAGAACAUUUUUAGUUUGCAUAGGGUACUCUUACUAAUAAAGCAAUAAUAUUUUUAAGGCCUGUGUCGUAAAAAUAGAUACAUUGUUCUGAAUUGCAAGUUAAUGCCAUGUUUUUAGUUCAGAUUAUUUUCUGUUUUGCUUGUUUCAUGUGGUCUGCUCACCUGGCUCCCAAUCAUAUUCUCUAAUUACAGACACAGCAAGUGCAUAUAUCUAAACUCUCGACCUAAAGGUUGACAUUGGAUGAUUCUGCAAGAGACUAGAUUACGGUAAAACAAGACAAGAUACGAUAUAUUGAUCUCCCAUUGUUGAAAUUCACUUGUUUCAGCAGGUCAAAAGGAGAAAAAUUAAAUAAAGUAAGCAAGUUGUAAAAAUAGGAACGUUUAGGAAAAUUACAAUAUAAAUAAUGAUAGCAGUGAUAAUAAUAUAGAAACACAGUGUAAACACAGUGUACACUGAUAGAUAUUUACACACAUGGUAAGACUGUAAUUGACCAAAAUUAGAUAUCAGUGGGAGUAGAAACAAUAAUGUGAUGAAAAUAUGUAUUAAUAGCAAAUAGGCAUAUGAAUGGUAUGUUACCAGAGAAAUAAAGUGCAGACACGUCAUAGUAAAUUAUGGACAAUGGCUGGAUAAAGGCUACGAGAAGUGUUGUUCAGUUGUAAAAUUCACUAUCAACAUUUUAAAAUAUAUAUAUAUAUUUCUGUAAUAUAUCUGAGUGGCCAACAUUCAAUUCAAUUCAAACAACUUUUUAAAUCCCUCUUGGGGCAAUUGGUGUGGAGGCGCUUGUACAUAUGAGAAAGAAACAUAAAUAAAGACAAGAUGAGGUACAAACAACAGAUUACACAAGGAGUGAAAAUAUAAAUAAAUAAAUAAAAAUAGGAGCAUUCAGUAAUCUGAGCGCAGAGGGGAUGAACGAUUUGAGUAGUGGUUAGAAUAUGAUUAGUAAAAGGCAGGUAAAACAUCAAGGAGAAACAAGCUGCAACAACCCAAAGGAACAACAUUAUGAGAAACUAAAAUUCAUAAACAAUGGAAAGACAGAAACGUACGGCACUGUUUAGCAAAAAGCCAAAAGAACUGUAUUAAUAGCUAAUGCGCUGCAAAUACAAAAGGAUGCAAUGACCAAGCCCUACCAAGAAAAUAAAAUGCAACAGCAAAAUGCAGCAAACAAAGUCAUGAUAACCUAAACUAUUACAAUUUACAAUUUACAGACUUGUUCCUAACCUGGAUUUGCACCGGCAAUCCUCGGAUUCCUAAUCCAAGUCCAAGUAGACUGAGCUAUUGCUGCCCCCAACUUUGCAGCCAUUCUUCCAAAGGGAAACCAUUUGAGCAGUUGCAACUCGUGUGCAGGUGUACUGUUAUAUGUUCUUGUUGCUGUUGCCAGAUAGCUGAUGUACAAUCAAAACCAACCUUACAAAGAUAAGCCCAAUAUUCACACUCCUUUUAGUUCCAUUACCAGGCACAUUGGGGAUAUAUGAGGCAUUUUGCCAGUACUAGUGUUACCAAGCUAGACUGAUAGCUGUCUCCUUCACCUACAGAGAAAAAACGAAUUCAAGCAAUCAAUGAACCAAAAUAUUAAGGUAGUCUGAAACAAUGGGAUGAAGAAUGCACUUAGAGCUGCGACAUCUACAAAGUGUAUUACUAUUAUUAUCAUCUUUUAAGUUUUUCACUGUUUGAUCAACAUUUUUAAAUAAAAACAUAGAUUAGUGCGGCUAUGAUGAUAUAUAAUUCACAAUCAUCAGUAAUUGGUCAUGUAAAGUAAUACACAGAUGUAGCUGUCGGAUUUUGGAAACACAUUAAACAUCCUCCCCAGCCUUGAACUUCAACAUUUUGGCACUGAAUAUUUUAACUAGACAUUAAUAUGGACUGAAUAAUCAUCCAAAAGACUAUGAAUUUAUUUCUACUAGAACCCCAGUUUUCCUUACCAAUCCCAUUAUUUAUGCAGAUCUAGUAUGACCUGGAUUUUUUUUUUUUCUGUUUACGUUCCAAGUAGCACUUAGCUUCAUUUUUAUGUUAUGUAUUGUAUUUUUGUAAUGUGCAUUUCCACACCACAAUACAUUGACAACAAUGAAGCACAUCUGAUUUCAAUUUAACAGUUUCAGUUUUUAAUACUCAUC
Molecule: messenger RNA, 4696 nt
Organism: Labrus mixtus (cuckoo wrasse)
Lineage: Eukaryota; Metazoa; Chordata; Actinopteri; Labriformes; Labridae
Product: high-affinity choline transporter 1-like
Exons: 9
Coding region: 351-2105 (584 amino acids)
Biological process (GO): transmembrane transport; acetylcholine biosynthetic process; neuromuscular synaptic transmission
Cellular component (GO): axon; perikaryon; dendrite
Molecular function (GO): choline:sodium symporter activity
Source: RefSeq, a predicted model, not a curated record